AAGACUGGCGGAAAACGGCUGGACAACAGAAACCAGACUUGAUCUUUUAUUUACGUUGUAUUUCUCUUUAACUUGAUUUAUUUUUUCAUUUAAUAAAUUAUAAUUGGCAACUUCAAUUAUCUCUCUUACAAAAGAGAUCGAAAUCCAAACGUCGUAGAUGUUAUCACAGCUUCCUUUCAUGUUUCGAAAUCCAAGAUGACUAGUGUAAACAACAUUAACAACAGUGUCGACACCGUUCACGCCGCCGCAACCGCCAUAGUUUCAGCGGAGUCUCGUCUCCAGCCUACGGCCGGCGUCCGGAAAAGAAGAUGGGGAAGUUGCUGGAGCCUUUACUGGUGUUUUGGUUCUCAUAAAAGUGGCAAGCGGAUUAGCCAUGCUGUCCUUGUUCCUGAACCAGUUGUAACAGGAGCUGCAGCCACAGUUCCAGAAAGUCUGACUCACUCAACUGCCAUUCUUCUUCCCUUAAUUGCUCCGCCCUCUUCGCCUGCAUCUUUCCUUCAAUCUGGUCCUCCAUCUGCCACCCAAUCACCUGCUGGAUUGCUGUCCCUUACUUCCCUCUCCAUCAAUGCCUUCUCUCCUGGUGGGCCUAGAUCCAUUUUUGCCAUUGGCCCUUAUGCAUAUGAAACCCAACUAGUCACACCACCUGUAUUUUCGGCUACUGAACCGUCUACUGCUCUUUGCACUCCCCCGCCUGAAUCUGUUCAACUGACAACGCCUUCAUCCCCUGAAGUGCCUUUUGCGGAACUGCUGACAUCUUCACUGGAACGUGCUCGAAGAAACGGUGGGACCAAUCAGAAAUUUUCAUUAUCUCAUUACGGAUUUCAGUCAUGUCAUCUGUACCCGGGAAGCCCAGGUGGUCAACUCAUAUCCCCAGGCUCAGCAAUAUCUAAUUCUGGCACUUCUUCUCCUUUCCCAGAUAGAUUCCAUAUUCUUGAGUUCUGUAUAGGGGAAGCACCCAAGCUCUUGGGCUUUGAACAUAUCACUACCCAGAAAUGGGGUUCAAGGCUAGGUUCUGGAUCUCUCACUCCAGAUGGUGUGGAGCUUGGUUCAAGGAUGGGUUCAGGAUCUUUGACACCUGAUGGUGUGGGGCCUGCUUUGCAGGAUGGAUUUCUUGGGGAGAACCAGAUUGCUGAGGUAGCAUCAAGUGCUGAGUCAGAGAAUAAAUCUAAAAACGAAGAACAUAUAAUUGAUCACAGAGCAUCGUUUGAGCUAAGUGGUGAAGAAGUUGCAUGCUGUCUUGCCAAUAAAGUUUCUUCACCACGAAUUAUAACAGAGUGUCCUAAGGACAUAGUGGCAGAGGGCCAAAUACAAAGAGAAGGGAAAUUAACAGAGAGUGAAAGUUGUUUUGAGUUAUAUACUGCUGAUACUUCCGGUGAAAUGCCUGAAAAAGCUUUGGGAGAAGUGGAGGAGGAGCAUUUUUAUCAAAAGCAUCGAUCAAUCACGCUUGGGUCAAUCAAAGAGUUCAACUUUGACAACACUGAGGGAGAAGUCGUUGAUAAGCCCUCAAUCAGCUCUGAGUGGUGGAUCAAUGAGAAGGAUGUUGGAAAGGAAACUAGACCUUCCAACAACUGGACUUUCUUCCCUGUGCUGCAAUCAGAGAUUAGCUGAAAAUUAAAUUCUGCUAAAUGGCUUCACUUCUAAGUUUGGACUAUAAAAUAUAGAUUCCAGUGCUAAAAGCAGCUAGCCUAACAGAUGUAACUCUGAAGGUUAAGCCAUCUUUUUUAUACAGCUUGGUAGGUGUUGAUCUACUGCAGAGGUGGGAGGACUGUGUCUAAUCCCUUGUGCACGGAGAAAAGUAGUUUGUAGGGAUAUAUAAUGUGGGCAUUGUUAGAGCAUUCUUUUUAAUAUUUCUUUACCUGAUGUUAUACAAAAAAAUGGCAUUCACAUAUAGGUGUUGAAUCAAGAAAUAUUUUUUCCUGUUAUGUAUAAUAAAGAGAGAUAGUAUUUUUCGGCUUUAA
Mangifera indica (mango) is the source of this 1958-nucleotide messenger RNA. RefSeq lists its product as uncharacterized. The transcript is spliced from 2 exons. Lineage: Eukaryota; Viridiplantae; Streptophyta; Magnoliopsida; Sapindales; Anacardiaceae. Bases 196 to 1608 code for a protein of 470 amino acids. The record is from RefSeq and is a predicted model, not a curated record.